Messenger RNA from Brassica oleracea var. oleracea, 2872 nucleotides. RefSeq names its product disease resistance protein TAO1-like. The transcript is spliced from 5 exons. Gene Ontology annotation, molecular function: ATP hydrolysis activity; ADP binding. Lineage: Eukaryota; Viridiplantae; Streptophyta; Magnoliopsida; Brassicales; Brassicaceae. Gene Ontology annotation, biological process: defense response; signal transduction. The record is from RefSeq and is a predicted model, not a curated record. Bases 41 to 2713 code for a protein of 890 amino acids.
UAUACAGAGCUCUCUCUUUCUCUCUUUUUCCACCACACAAAUGAAUUAUUCCUUUUUCCUUACCAUCUUUGGUGCUGCAACAGGUUGCUUCGUGUUUUUUCGAAAAUUCAGAUUCAAUCAAGACAUCAAAGAAAUUGACUCAUCACAUCCAUCUUCUUUCUCUAUUUCAUCAGUUCCUUCAUCUUCUUCGUCUCAAAACUGGACACACGAUGUCUUUCCCAGUUUCCGUGGGGAAGAUGUCCGCAUAGACUUACUCAGUCACAUUCAAAAAGAGUUUAAGAGAAAGGGAAUCACUCCAUUCAACGACAAUAGGAUCAAUAGAGGAGGAUCCAUCGGUCCCGAACUCAUAAAGGCGAUUAGAGGAUCUAAGAUCGCGAUCAUCUUGCUCUCGAGGAACUAUGCAUCUUCAAAAUGGUGUCUUGAUGAGUUGGUGGAAAUUAUGAAGUGCAGAGAAGAGUUGGGUCAAACUGUGAUGGUCGUUUUCUAUAAAGUAGAUCCGUCUGAUGUAAAGAAGCUGACUGGAUAUUUUGGGAAAGUUUUCAGAAAAACUUGUGUGGGUAAAAGUAAAGAGGAUAUUGGGAGAUGGAAAGAAACUCUAGCCAAAGUGUCCACAGUCGCUGGUUACCAUUCAAGCAAUUGGGAUAAUGAAGCGGCCAUGAUUGAGCAAAUAGCCAGUGAUGUUUCAAACAAGCUGAUUAGUUCUGUUCCAUCAAGUGAUUUCGACAGCUUAGUUGGGAUGAGAGCUCACAUGAAAAGUAUGGAACUGCUCUUACGCUUGGAUUCCAAUGAAGUGAGGAUGAUAGGGAUUUGGGGUCCGUCUGGAAUUGGUAAGAGCACCAUCGCCAGAUCUCUCUUUAGCGAAUGCUCUCAUUACUUCCAACUUAGUGUCUACAUGGAGAAUAUCAAAAGACACUAUCCAAGACCUUGUUUCGAUAGAUACGGCGCCCAACUGCAAUUACAGAAAGAGUUCUUAUCUCUAAUACUCAAUCAGAAGGAUGUCACUAUCCAUCAUUUAGGAGUUGCACACGACCGACUAAAAGAUAAGAAAGUGUUAGUUGUUCUCGACGACGUGGACCAAUCUGCGCAACUAGAUGCCUUGGCGAAAGAACUUUCGUGGUUUGGUCCGGGAAGUCGGGUUAUCGUCACAACGCAAGAUAAGAGAAUUUUAAAAGCACAUCGGAUUAACCUUAUUUACGAGGUUGGUUUUCCACAUGAUGAUGAAGCUCUUGAAAUCUUCUGCAUAAAUGCUUUUGGUCAAAAAUCCCCAUAUGAUGGUUUUGGGGACCUUGCUCUGGAAGUUACAAAGCUUGUUGGUAAACUCCCAUUGGGUCUAAGUGUUGUGGGAUCUUAUUUCAAGGGAUUGUCAAAAGAGGAGUGGGAACAUGAGUUACCAAGGUUAAGAACUAGACUUGAUGGAGACAUUGAAAGUAUUUUAAAGCUCAGCUAUGAUACGUUAUGCAAUGACGAUCAAGCUUUAUUUCUUCACAUAGCCUGCUUUUUCAACGGCCGACAUAUUACAACAGUGGAGGAGUGUCUUGCAGAGAAUUUUUCUGGUAUAAAAGGUCGUCUUCGUGUUUUAGCUGAGAGAUCUCUCAUAUCCGUCGACUCAGGAGUUAUAAAGAUGCAUGAUUUGCUAGCACUUUUGGGUAGGGAAAUUGUUCGUAAACAAGCCCCUUACGAACCUGGGCAACGUCAGUUUUUGGUUGAUGAUGAAGAUAUAUGCAAAGUACUAAGUGAUGGUAGACUAGGUAGUCGAAGUGUUAUAGGCAUAUAUAUUGAGUUGGGGAAGGAGUUGAAGGUAAGUGACAGAGCCUUUGAAAGAAUGUCCAGUGUCCAAUUCUUAAAUCUUUCUUGUGAUUUUAGUCACCCCAGUCCAUACGUACUAGAAAGUCUGAUCUGCCUACCUCGAGAACUUAAAUUACUGGACUGGACCGAAUUUCCAAUGACAUGUCUGCCUUCUAAUUUUAAUCCGGAGUUCCUGGUGGGAAUAAACAUGAGUUUUAGCAAGCUUGAGAAAUUGUGGGAAGGAAAUAAAACGAUUAGAAAUCUCAAGUGGUUGAAAUUGACUGAAGCCAAAAAUCUGAAGGAGCUUCCUGAUCUUUCAACUGCCAUUAAUCUUCGACGUUUGGAUCUGUGGUGCUGUUCAAGCCUUGUGGAGCUCCCUUCUUUUAUUGGGAAUAUGACUAGUCUCAAGGAAUUAUGUCUCAUAGGAUGCUCAAGCCUUGUGGAGCUUCCUUUUUCUAUUGGAAAUAUGACUCAUUUUGAACAGUUGAACCUCAACAAAUGUUCAAGCCUUGUGGAGCUCCCCUCUUCUAUUGGGAAUCUGACUAAUCUCCAGGACUUGUAUCUCAACGGAUGCUCAAGUCUAGAGAAGCUCCCCUCUUCUAUUGGGAAUCUUCAUUGUUUGCAAAGAUUGCAAAUGAAAGGUUGCUCAAAGCUAAAGGCCCUUCCGAUCAUCAUCAACUUGGAAUCUCUUUGGGAGCUAGAUCUCAGUAACUGCUCGUCGUUGAAAAGCCUUCCUGAAAUUUGCACAAACAUUGUAGAUCUAAAGAUUAAUGGAACUGCUAUAGAAGAAAUUCCUCCAUCAUUCAGGACGAGGAUAAAAGAAUGCAGACUAAGUACUCCAGAAAGCGAUUGGGAAAGCGAAGAAUACGGUUCAGAAGAAAGUGACGAAUGCGGUUCUCCAGAAAGCGAUGCUCCCUCCUCGUGUUAAUGGACGCUGAAAAAACAAAUCUCAUUUUCGUUAACAAUUUUCUUUUCUUCCAAAAACCUUAAUUUCAAGUUGAUGUCCAUUUUUUCGGUAUUUGUCUAAAAUUAUCAUUGCGUUGUGAGUUAUCUUGGGGUUUGAGUAAAAAUGUGUUGGCAAAAAUAA